Messenger RNA from Apiotrichum porosum, 1797 nucleotides. RefSeq lists its product as uncharacterized. Gene Ontology annotation, biological process: nuclear inner membrane organization. Bases 1 to 1797 code for a protein of 598 amino acids. The record is from RefSeq and is a predicted model, not a curated record. The transcript is spliced from 6 exons. NCBI's taxonomy places the organism in Eukaryota, Fungi, Basidiomycota, Tremellomycetes, Trichosporonales, Trichosporonaceae. Gene Ontology annotation, cellular component: chromosome, centromeric core domain; nuclear inner membrane; microtubule organizing center attachment site.
AUGCGCCUGGCUCGCAGGCCAAAGCAGCGCGAGUGCUACUACUGCCUCACCGCAGAUGCCCAAGAUACCCCAGGCGCAGACCCGCGAGCACGGCCCGCCAACUGGCGCUGCAGCGAAUGCGGCUGCUGGAACGUCUACGACGGCCGCGGCGUCAUCAUGGGAGACCUCCCUGCCAUGCGCGACUCCACGCUCAAUGGCGCAAGCUUUGCCAAACGAGGCCGGCCCUCUUCUGCGCGUCUCCCAACUCCGUCUUCGACGCGAUCCUCGCCGUUCUGCCGAGACUGUGUCACGAACCAAACACUUGUCAUGAACCUUCUAAGCAACUACCUCCCCGACGAGAGCGAUCCUUCAUAUCAGGGGCUCUCAGACGAUCUCCCACGCUACAUUGCUUCUCUUCACGAGCGAUACCCUCCCGUGUGUGCGGCCUGUCAGCCGUCAGUAGACGACGCCCUCAAGCGGUCCGACCAGCGCGCGCAGGCCGAGGCAUGGGGACGAGCGUUGCGGCGCGGCGCCAUGAAGCCCGACAAGCCGGGACGGUCUCUCGGCGUGGUCGAGGUUGGGAUGUGGCGCGUGAGGGGGGUGUUAUGGGUGCUCGACGCGGCAAUGAGCUGGGGCAUUGGUCUGGCAGCGUGGCUUGCGCCUGACGACCUGGCGACUGUGGCUUCGUCGCGCACCAUUGGGCUUCGCGCGACUACCUACGUCCUCGUUUUCAGAGUCUUCGCUAUCCUCUGGGCUGUGUGGGAUCCAACAUGGCUUCGCCGUACUCGCAGCCAAGCCGCAUUGGAAGGACGCAGCGCCUGGGUCGCUGCAAUGCUCGCUCUCUGCUGCCUGCGCACUGGCACUGCCAUCUUCCUCUCAUCGUGGUCCCGCAAUGGAGCCGUCAAAGCCCCAAGCUUACUGGUGAAAUGUGCUGCGUCCGACUUCAUUGCGACCAUUGCAGCACUGUACCAGCUUCGUGUCUCUCAGCCAGUGGCACUCACACUUGUUCGACCCAUCCAUGCCUCGCCAUCAGCAACACCUGCGCCUGCUGCGGCUCAGUCACCAGCGUCGCUGUCAUCCCUCUCUCUCAACCCGGCACCCAUUCAGCCUCCCCCCGCCGCUUCAAACCACGUUUUUGGGCAGCAAUCCAUGGUCCAGCCCGUCCAGAACCGCGACGAAUCCGAGCCCAUGGACUGGGAACCAUCACUGGCACCAGGCAGCAUGUCUGCCGCAGAGGGUGACGAUUGGGACUCGUUUGGUGUCGGUCGUCAGCGCAUGUUCCCUCCGCAGACAGGCAACGACGAGACUGGCCUUGAGUCGUUACUUGCUGGCUGGGGAAUCAGUGCCGGAGCAGUGGGCGGUACAGCUCCCACCUCUAACGGGCCCUCUGGCAUCCCAAUGGGAUCCCUUCCCAGCGCACCACUCGCUCCACGCGGUCUUGUCCUCGAUGACGCCAAGCUCCGCCUCGCACGUAAGGUGCUUCUCGGUGCCCGUCUGCUGGCAUUAGUUGCUGCCGUGGGAUCAGUCACAAUUGGUAUCCGCAUCCACGACUUUGCUGCGCCAGCGCUCGCCACCCUCCUAGGCCUCGAGGCGGCCGCGUCAGCGCUCGCGCUUGCCGUUGUCCUCGCAUCUCGCCGUCCAGGAUCUGUCCCGCUGGCCGCCAUCGUCCUCGCGUCAGACGCGGUUGUGCGUGCUGCAGCCCUCGUCUCACCGUCCGUUCCCACUUCCCUCCCACACGAGGCUCUUGCUGCCGCUGGUGCAGAGAUUGCUUGUGCAGCUUGGGCAGCUCUCGACGCAUUCGUCUUGGUGUCAACUUAA